Leptopilina boulardi is the source of this 877-nucleotide messenger RNA. RefSeq lists its product as uncharacterized. NCBI's taxonomy places the organism in Eukaryota, Metazoa, Arthropoda, Insecta, Hymenoptera, Figitidae. Bases 203 to 877 code for a protein of 224 amino acids. The transcript is spliced from 2 exons. The record is from RefSeq and is a predicted model, not a curated record.
CCUUUCACGAAAUUUCAAAAACUUUUGGAAUACAUUCUAGAAAGGAUAAAACAAAUGUCGUAAUUUUUUUUUCUCUUAAAAGUUAAGUUAUCUUAUAAAAAAUUAGUUUAUAAAAUUUACCAUAUUCAAACGCGACGAAAGCGCGCGAAAUCUCUCGUGACGUCACAGUUCAGUAUCAUGUUAUAAAGGUAAUGCGUUUACCAUGGAGGAAAACAAUAAUAAUGUUCUUACAAAUAAAACCGGCACAUAUAAAUAUUGUUUUGUGCCUGAAUGCAAAAACAGAAAUAUUAACAAUCCUGCAAAAAUAUUUAUAUCUGUUCCAAAAGGUUCAGAAAGAAAAAAAUGGAUUAAAAUUACUCGUCGUGCUCGAGAAACGUCUUUAAAAUCAAGUUUAUUUUGCUGUGAAGAUCAUUUUAAAGUGGAAGAAGAUAUCGAAAAUUAUACUCGGGUAAAACUAGACCCUGGAGUAAGAAUAUUUUUGAAAAAAGGCGUGCUGCCACGAUUUUUUAGUUGUCAGAAAGACAGAAAACGUGCAUUUCCAGAUGUGACUCGCCCUGGGGCAAAAAAAUUGAAAAAAAUACGAAUCUUGGAAGAUAUAGAACAAGAACAAAAUCAACAGUCUAAUAAUGAUAAUGCCAAUAAUGAUAAUGAACUUUCAACAAUUACAGGUAAUGAAAAUUACCGUCAAUUGCCGGCAUUGCCCGUCAAUGAUACGAAUUCUGCGACUGAACCCGUUGGUGACAGAAAUCUUUCUUUCGAGUUACCCUCAAAAACUGUGAAAGAUGUCGGUGUUCAAGUUUGCAUUAAGAUUAAAUCGCAUUAUCGUAGCACUGGUAUUGCAAUCUUUAUGAAAACAACUCAGAAAGGAAAAAUGUAG